AGCAGUUGUCAGUUGCUCGCUCGCCAGUGUUUUAGCGGGCUUAGGCCUACGCCGCGCACUCGAUUGUGGUGGUGCGCUGCGUUGCUUGAACGAAGCACGAGUCCUCGGUAGCGGCUAGUGUUAUACACAAGCUUGUUAUUGAUCGGUCACACGCUCGUCCAGGUGUUAACGCCCUCCUUUACCGUUUACGAUGUCGUUCAACGUUGGAGAUCGCGUGUUUGCCAAGGUACGCGGGUACCCGCCGUGGCCUGCUAGGGUUGAAGAUUGCAUGGGUGAUAAAUCAAAGCCCAAGACCCAGAAGUACUCAGUGCUUUUCUACGGCACGUAUGAAACGGCGACUCUUGGUCCGAAGGACUUGUUUGCCUACAAGGAUUUCAAGGACAAGUACGGCCAACAACAGAAGAGGAAGUUUUUCAACGAAGGUCUGUGGGAAAUAGAGAACAAUCCCACUGUCACCCCACCUGGUUUAGGGGGGUCUGGCAGCAAAGCUGCAGGGAAAAAAGAGGCCAAGGAGGCGCCGCCACCCGAAAGUGAGGAGGAAGAAGAAGAGAAGGAGGAGUCUGAAUUGGUCAUUGACGAAAAGCCAUCAAAAAAUAAGCCUGAGCCACAAUCGGUAAAGAAAAGGGGCACCAAGAGAGCAUCAAAGGAUUCGACAGAUGACCAGAAAACUGGCGAAGAAGAAACUCCGAAGAGACGGGGCUCUCGGUCUAGGGACUCGUCCGUCAAGGCUGCUCCCAGCCGUAGUCGCAGCGGCCGCAAGAUAAAACGCAAGAAGUUUAGCUCUGAGAGUGAAGAGGAAAGGGAGGAUGCACAGCCCACUGAUGAUGUGGAGGAAGGCAACCAUAAGGAAGCUAGUGAAGAGGAGACACCGCCGCCACCUGAAGAGGAUAAUGAAGAACCAGCAGCUCCAGCGUCACCACCAGUCUCUCCAGCCAAGGAGGAGCCCCCUGCGCCCAAAGAAACCCCUCAUCGUGGGAAAAAAGGGAGACACCAUCACAAGGAGAAAAACGAGGAGCCUGUACCGGAAGCCCCAGCACAUUCUGAACCCGAGCCACAAGAAGAGAAGAUGGACGAAGUCGAAGACAAGCCUGUUGAAGCUCCCAGCGCAAAGCCGCCAAAGAAGUCUGGCCGGCGACGGGACAAACACGCAAGCGCUGAAUUAGCUGCUGCCAAAGAAAACUCUGACCAAACUAAAGAAAACGACAUUUCUGCUGAGCCUUCAGUUCCCACAGAAGCCGUUGACGUUGAGAAGGAAGAGGAAGAUGAAGCUCCGGUGACAGCUCCGGCAGAACCACCUAGCAGUGCAUCUCCAAAGAAGAGAUAUCGAUCAAAGUCAUGGUGGGAAUCGAGAACUAAGAAGAGGCGAAGAGAAUCUGAUACAAAAAGCAGCUCUGAUUCUGAGAGUGAAAAGGAUGGCUCUGCAGCGCCCGCACGACAGUCUCCGCCAAAGAAGCGUCGAGGCGGUAAGGCUUCGUCAGACAGGCACUCCCAGCAGGUCCCCAUAGUGGUGCUUCGUGAUGUGUCUAAGAUGAUGGGAACGAGUAAAGGAACGUCCUUCACUGUCGAACAGAGCAAUGGAGUGGUGACCUCUGUCACACAGCAGGAUGGUCUCAAGGAGGCAUCUACAGCUUUUGAAAAGCUGCAGAAGAAAAUAAGUAGCAACCCGUUAGAACAUUAUGAGCAAAAGUUGAGGCACUAUGAAGAAAAUGGGAUUCGGGCUGCAAACAACAGCGAGGAGUUCAGCAGGUUCCUUAAGGUGCUGAACGAGUAUAUCCAAGAGCACCAGAGACGGGAUCAGCAACUCACGGCAAUCAUCACGCGCGUCUGCAACCUGUUCGACAUCUGAACACCUGCACUUCCAUUCGUCAUCUUCUCGUCAUCUCCUCCUCACCCUGUUUCACCAUAUGCUAUUUUUUUUCUCUACUUCACCAGACAGAGCACUGUUCUAUUGCCCUCUUGGGCAUUGCAUAUCUCGUGGAAUUUAGCAGCUUGCAAUUUGGUCGACCAUGGAAAUAGUGUAUUCAGCUUUCAAUGUGCCCAUUACUAAGGCAUCCCGUAGACAACUGCUUCCAUACCCAAUCCCAACAUUUUCAGUGUUUACUGUAUUCUCAUGCUCGAUCUAUAGCUGCAGGACUACCUUGACAUGUUUUCAUUCAUCCUUCAUGUUCUUCAUGAAAUAUUUUGUGAUGUCUUUUUAGUCUCUGCUCUCGAGCUGCAAGUGCACAUUUAUUUUUUGGUCUCUUGUCUGUUCUGCGACCAGCUGGUCUUUGUGUUCAGUAUUGUCACUUUUUACAUUUUUUGUGUUUGCAACAGAAGAAAGAAGCACUUGUGGCUUUCAUAUACGCAUCACAUCAUUGCCCAUACUCAUUUCAUUUUUUGUUAACAGUGCGCAAUAUUAGCCUGGCAUUUACUUUCUUGCGCCCUCACUUUUAUCACCAUAUCAAGUGUGGUUUGUGUCCACUCAAUUCAUUUCUUUUCAUUUUAGUCGAUGAACCAAAAAUACUUGGUGCCAUAACAUUCUCGAGUUCAUUUACACAAAAUCGAAGACUCUCAAUUGUGAACACUUGUCUUUUUAGCAUUUUAGUAUAGUUCCAUCGAGGCAUUACUGUCAUCACUGCUCUGUUUUUCAAUCGUUUGUUUUGUUAGUAAACUGAUCAGUCUUGCUGCAGAGAGAAAGCACCAAUCACAUCAAAUCUUUAUCACCUACGUGGGUCUGUUGUGGUUGCAGCCAUUGAUAUCCACUCUUUUAGCUUUAUUUAUUGUUACUUUUCUUAAUAUGUCGGGAGAACUCAAACUGAAACAUAGCGCUUGCACGAGAUAUUGUGUUUGGAAUUGUGUGAGGAUCGUUAAUUAUUGCACUUUUAUGGAUCUUGCAUUUCACAAAUUCUGUUAAAGUUACCUAAUUAUGGAAAGGAAGAUUUGUGUUUGAGGUACAAAUAAGUCUUCCCUCCUCACAGAGCAAGCAUGCCAUUGAGGAAAGUGGCAAAGUAGUCCUCUUGUAGUUGUAUUGCCCUGCGUAAUUUUCACAAUUUCAACGAUACUGUUGUCAGCAUUUUCUGUUUUUUUUUAAUCAACAUUGUACGUUCUUUGAAAUAAAACGGUUCAUGCAAAAGAGACCCCUUUGACAUGCGUAUGUUUCUGCUUUAUUGUGAGGAGGUAAAUGGGACAUGGCAUUUACACCUCACUUGCUAAAUUUUUUACGCUUACCACCUGUGCUUGACAUCUGAAAAGUCUGCCAAGAAUCUGGAUGGAGAAGAGAUGGCUAAUAACGCACAAUUUAAGGAAUUGCUGCUUUUGCAGUUUCCACCAGUGAAGGUACUAUAAACGUUCCCGGCUUUCUUGUCUUAAUGGAGGAACCAUAAGUUCGCUAAUAUAGUAAAGCAGUUAGUUUCUAUUUUACUGGAUUUAUAGUUUUCGGCACACUGUCACAUGAUUGAAGCACUGAGCAGUACAGCAGCCUGUUAAACAGUUAAAGUUUUACUGUGUAUGACUGGUUACAUUACGAGUACUUUCUUCCACUCCAGAGCUGAAAAGGAAGAAGAGAAGGAAAGAAUGAAGAAAGAGAAGCUGGAGAAGAAGCGCAAAGAGAAAA
Rhipicephalus sanguineus (brown dog tick) is the source of this 3592-nucleotide messenger RNA. RefSeq names its product hepatoma-derived growth factor-related protein 2. The transcript has 15 exons. Gene Ontology annotation, cellular component: nucleus. Bases 191 to 1846 code for a protein of 551 amino acids. The record is from RefSeq and is a predicted model, not a curated record. Gene Ontology annotation, molecular function: double-stranded DNA binding; transcription coregulator activity. Gene Ontology annotation, biological process: regulation of transcription by RNA polymerase II. Lineage: Eukaryota; Metazoa; Arthropoda; Arachnida; Ixodida; Ixodidae.